This is a messenger RNA of Haplochromis burtoni (Burton's mouthbrooder), 378 nucleotides long. Its product is annotated as glycine receptor subunit beta. The record is from RefSeq and is a predicted model, not a curated record. Gene Ontology annotation, cellular component: membrane; neuron projection; synapse. Gene Ontology annotation, biological process: chemical synaptic transmission; chloride transmembrane transport; nervous system process. Gene Ontology annotation, molecular function: extracellular ligand-gated monoatomic ion channel activity; transmembrane signaling receptor activity; neurotransmitter receptor activity. NCBI's taxonomy places the organism in Eukaryota, Metazoa, Chordata, Actinopteri, Cichliformes, Cichlidae.
GUAUCCCAGUUGAGUCCAGAGUGAACAUCUUCAUUAACAGCUUUGGGUCUAUCCAGGAGACGACUAUGGACUACAGAGUAAAUAUAUUUCUUCGACAAAGAUGGAAUGACCCUCGUCUACAGCUUCCUACAGAUUAUAAGAGUGAAGCACUAACUGUUGAUCCCAAAAUGUUCCAGUGUUUAUGGAAACCAGAUCUUUUCUUUGCAAAUGAAAAAAAUGCAAACUUUCAUGAUGUCACACAAGACAAUAUACUGCUCUUCAUCUUCAGGAAUGGAGACGUCCUGAUCAGCAUGAGGCUGUCGGUGACACUGUCUUGUCCCUUGGAUCUUACGCUUUUCCCAAUGGACACACAGCUAUGCAAGAUGCAGCUGGAGAGUU